Molecule: messenger RNA, 2667 nt
Organism: Kluyveromyces marxianus DMKU3-1042
Lineage: Eukaryota; Fungi; Ascomycota; Saccharomycetes; Saccharomycetales; Saccharomycetaceae
Gene: KAP104
Product: Kap104p
Exons: 1
Coding region: 1-2667 (888 amino acids)
Biological process (GO): protein import into nucleus
Cellular component (GO): nucleus; cytoplasm
Molecular function (GO): nuclear import signal receptor activity; small GTPase binding
Source: RefSeq, a predicted model, not a curated record
AUGCAAUGGUCUCCAGAUAACGAAGGUCUAAGUCAACUCUGUUUGAUUUUGCAGCACGCUGUUUCUGCAGAUCAUAAUGAGAGACAACAGGCAUUAGAUGCCCUUGAGACGUUCAAGUUACAACCACAAUUUGCAAAUUAUUUAUGCUAUAUCCUACUCCAUCUUGAAGAAAUGGACCAACUAAGAGGUACUGCCGGUAUUCUUCUAAAAAACUGUAUACUUGGGGGCAAUGUUGUUGACUUAGAAUACGUGAAGUCCGAGAUUGUUCGAGGAUUAUGUUUGGAUAACAACUUCAUUGUUAAGAUUACCGGUAUAGUCAUUGCAGCAUUGUAUUCGACAUAUUAUAGACAGCAUAGAGAGGACCCACAAGGUCUUAUCACACUUGGUCAGUUAAUCGAACUUGCCAGAGACAACAACGAAGGUUCUAUGAAAGCUUUAUCGAAGAUGAUGGAAGAUGGUGCGCAGUUUUUCCAGCUAGAGUGGGCUAAUCACCAGACACCUAUUGGAGAGUUGAUUUCCACAUUUUUAUACUUGAUGACUGAAGGAAAGACACCAGUGGUAAGGGCAGAAAGCAUCAACUGUUUGAACAAUAUAAUUCCUUUGCAAUGUCAGGAAUUGUUGGUGAAAUUAGAUGAUCUAUUGAAGAAUAUUUUCUCGUUAGCAUCUACCGAGUCCUCGCAUUUAGUAAGACAGAACCUCUGUCAAUGCUUAACACUAAUUUUAGAAUUUAGGCCGGAUAAAUUAAUGGCACAUCUUCCCGGGAUCAUUCAAUUCAUGGGUCAUAUAAUCGUGAAUACCAAUAGAGAUAACGAUGACGAAGAAAAAGUUGCGUUAGAAGCCUGUGAGUUUUUACUAGCCUUAGUGUCAAAUGCAAAUGUACCAGAUCACCUAAUACAACCUUAUGUCAAAGAAUUUGUUCCAUUGCUUUUGAAUAACAUGGUAUAUAGCAAUGACGAAAUCAUUGUUUUAGAGGCAUCAAACGAAGAUGAUGCCGAGUCUGAAGAUAAAGAUGAGGAUAUCAAGCCUGUAUCUGCCAAAAUUCAAAAGAAGAAUGGUGAAAAUGAUGAGCAGAACGAGGAUGACGAUACAGAUGAGGAUGGUGAAGUAGACAAUGAGUGGAGUUUAAGAAAGUGUGCAGCAUCAGUUCUUGAUCUACUAACGGGUCUCUUCCCUAAAGAAGUUAUCGAAUCAGCCCUGCCAUUACUCAGAGAACAUCUCACUUCGAACAGUUGGUUUGUCAGGGAGGCGACUACGUUAGCAUUGGGAGCUAUGGCAGAAGGUGGUAUGAAAUAUUUUGACUCACAACUACCAGCUCUCAUUCCAUUUUUGGUAGAACAAUUGAAGAGUCCUUGGUUCCCAGUAAGAAGAAUGACUUGUUGGACCUUAAGUAGAUUCUCCACAUGGAUAUUGGAUGAUCACACUGAGUUUUUAAUUCCUGUAAUAGAACCAAUAAUGCAGACAUUGUUGGAUAAAAAGAAAGAUGUUCAAGAAGCAGCAAUCACAGCAAUUGCGACUUUCAUUGAAAAUUGUGAUUCUGAUAUCGUCUCAACUAUUUUAUAUGAACCGCUACUAAACAAAUUUGAUGAAUGCUUUAAGUUCUACAAGAAGAAAAAUCUAAUUAUCUUGUAUGAUGCCGUUAGCAGGUUAAGCGAAAAGUGCGAUCUUGAAGAACAAGCAUUGAAUAAGUUACUCCCACACCUCUUAAGUAAAUGGUCCGCUUUGGAUGACAACGACAAAGAAUUGUGGCCUCUACUUGAGUGCUUGUCCUAUGUGUCAACAUCAUUGGGAACUAAGUUUGCCCCAAUGGCCAUGGAAGUGUAUCAAAGAGCAUUCAGUAUUCUUUGUAGGUGCGUCGAGUUGGAACAAAAAUCUCAAACAGACCCAACAAUCGUUGUUCCAGAAAAAGACUUCAUAAUAACAUCUCUUGAUCUAAUAGACGGUUUGGUUCAAGGUCUAGGGUACGACUCCAAAGCCUUGCUAUUCCCGAACCAUGACAUGACCAUGUUUGCUGUUCUAUUACAAACUCUACAAGAUCACAACCACGAAGUAAGGCAAAGUGCAUAUGCCCUACUAGGGGAUAUAUCGUACUUCUACGAAAAGCAGCUAUUCACUGAGGAUCUCACCAAAAGUUUUGUCGAGGCUAUUGGUAACGAGCUAAUCCAAAAUGCAGAAAACCAAGAAGCAGUCUCCACUGUAAACAACGCCGUCUGGUGUCUAGGAUUGAUCGCUCACAAGAUAGAUUUGGGUCCACAUAUCAUUGAAAUCAGCAGAAUCGUUCUCGACUUAUUCUGCUCUACCCAACUAAUACUACAAUCCAGCGUUAUGGAAAACUUGUGCAUCACCAUCGCCAGUUUAGCACACUUCCAUCCGGAAGUCUUCACCCAAUUACCUUUUGCUACGGAAACUCAGUGGAAUAAAUGGUGCCGCUUGGCUUCAGAGCUUACUGAUCCGGAAGAAAAGACCGUUUCUUACGCAGGAUUUAUUAAAAUCAUGAAUCUCGUAGACUUCAAUACCCAAGGAAUGCCCUCAGAUAAAACGUGGGAACUCUUUUUCCACGGUUUGCAACAGGAUGUAGAUAUAUCCAUCAUGUCUGAUGAUUUAUAUGCAUUGGCUAUGCGCCUACCAGACCACUGGAACCAACUACUCCUAGGCUCCGGAAUGUUUUAA